CAACGGCAUAUAAAACAAUGUUAUGUAUUAGAUUCCGUGUGUUUGUGAUUUAUCUUUUGAGGAUAUAUCAAUAGCAGGGUAAAUAUUACUUCUUCUCAAAAAUUUUGACUUGGAAAAUUAUUACCUAUGUUUUUUCUUAGAAAAUAUUAUAUAAGUGCUUCAGAUUGAUCUUUGUUUGAGCAUCUGUUAGAAAAAAGAAUUGAAAAUGCUUGUUAGAAAAAGAAUUGAUCUUUGUGUAGGUGCGUCAUAUUUAUUCCAUGGUUGAUAGAGCGAGAGCACUUGGUGAUCAGCCAUCAAUGGAGGAUUUAUACAUAUUUCGUGCAAUGGUCCGGAAUGAAGGAGAAAAAUGCUUGACAUAUGUGCACGAGGCUGAUAGGAUUAAUGUACAAGCCGAUUAUAGAAGAGAUAAGGUACAUGAUGAUCAUUUAUAUUCCCCUAUUCGUAGGCAAGGAAAAGGUGGUGUUGCUGGUAGGAUGGCUCGUGCUGUUGAGAAAGGACGAGCGCCUAUUGAAAUGGACGAAUCAGCCUCCGAAGAUGAUCACACAACUUCUGAUAUUAGUUUCAUUUCAAGGGGCCAAACUCAUGAGUUCACUCCUGGUGCAUCAGGUAUGACAUAUCAACCAACAAAUAUUGAUAUUGUCUCAUACACGACGUCACAAAUAUUAAGGAAUCCAAGUCUUUCGUCACUUGAGAAUGUAUUUGGUGGUUCUCGGCCUCAACAUUUUGAGAAUGCCCCCAACUUUAAUUCAUCACCUGGGCUGCCAAUGUCCAUUGAGACCCCUGAUGUUGUUAAUCAUUUAGAGGACUCCAAUAAUAAUAUAGAAAGUAAUGAGUUGGAUGAUUCCAACGAUGAAGUGGAGAAUGCAAACGAAUGUGGUGAACCAUCAGUGAAGGAGAAGCGUACGAUUUUUCCUAAGCGUUGUGGGACUGGUACUAUUAACAUCUUUAUAUUAUUUUUUGACAUAAAUGCUCCUCUUUUUAGUUGAAUAAUUGAAAAUUACCCUUGCUUGUCAAAGAGUCACUAUCUUCGCCAGCAUGGCAAAAAGAAACAAGCAAAGAGAAAAAAAGAACUGUAAUUGAGAGGUUUCAUUGUACUCGUCCUCCCCCUC
This is a messenger RNA of Solanum stenotomum, 1109 nucleotides long. RefSeq lists its product as uncharacterized. Bases 258 to 986 code for a protein of 242 amino acids. NCBI's taxonomy places the organism in Eukaryota, Viridiplantae, Streptophyta, Magnoliopsida, Solanales, Solanaceae. The transcript has a single exon. The record is from RefSeq and is a predicted model, not a curated record.